Messenger RNA from Linum trigynum, 1195 nucleotides. The record is from the annotation of a GenBank genome assembly. Lineage: Eukaryota; Viridiplantae; Streptophyta; Magnoliopsida; Malpighiales; Linaceae.
CUUUACGCUCCGGCCUUCACCGGCGACGACCCGAAGAAUACGGCGAAAGUCAGUCAAGUCUCCAUCGCCUUCCCCUAAUUCAUUAAAUACCACCAAUCCUCCCUUUCGAACUCUGCACCACAAUCGCAAUCCCGCCUAACUCACUCAGUCUCUUCAUCUCUCCAAUCCCUCACCAGCCCCAAUCCAUGGCCGCCAAAGCGUCUCUCCUCUUACUACUCCUCUCCCUCUCCCUCGCCAUUUCGCUCGCCAAACCCGACGGCCGCCGAUUCUCCCGAACUCUGCGCCCGGAGAAACUGGGGAAGGAGAGAUUGAGCCACUUCCGGUUCUACUUCCACGACAUCGUCAGCGGCCGCAACCCCACCGCCGUCCGCGUGGCCCAGGCCGCCACCACCAACGUCUCCCGCACGGCGUUCGGGAUGGUGAUGAUGAUGGACAACCCGCUGACCGUGGGCCCCCGAUUGAGCUCCAAGCUCGUGGGCCGGGCCCAGGGGAUCUAUGCCUCGGCCUCCCAGACCGAGCUCAGCUUCCUCAUGGUGCUCAACUUCGCAUUUACGGAAGGCAAGUACAACGGCAGCAACCUCAGCGUGUUGGGACGGAACAGCAUCUUCUCCGGCGUCAGGGAGAUGCCGGUCGUCGGCGGCAGCGGGCUGUUCCGAUUCGCCCGUGGCUAUGCUCGGGCGACGACUCAUGAAGUUAAUUUCAAUACUGGCGAUGCGGUGGUGAAGUACAAUGUCUACGUCUUCCAUUACUAGAGUGGGUCUCCUCUCCAGCAUCCACUGAAGUCGUUUUCCUUCUUUCAUCAAAUUUUGUUUCCGUUUGUGUUAAUUAAUUUUGUCGUUGGCCUUUUUCCUCGUCCGGUUUAUUCGCGAGAGUGACAAAUGGGGACUGUUCACUGCCCGGAGAAAUAGGGGUUAUAUUUUCUGAAUGGUUGCUUAGUUAUGCACCGAUUGAUGAUUUGGCUCAUAAUUUGUCUAUUGACAGAACAGUCCCCGGAAUUUGUAGGUGACUAAGGAAACGGCCAACGCCUUCUGACUAAUUUGAGUCCAUUGUGUGUUUAAUUCAGAUAAACCAACUUGUUAGCUUAGUUUUGAAUAGUUCAGCCGCGUGAUAUCCUCCCUCUCAUCUUCCUCUUUCACUUUUUCGAAUUUGUGCCAAUAACACCGAAGGCUAAAAAGAAUAAACAAAACUUUGACUA